Micropterus salmoides (largemouth bass) is the source of this 1876-nucleotide messenger RNA. RefSeq names its product trans-2,3-enoyl-CoA reductase b (gene tecrb). The transcript has 11 exons. Gene Ontology annotation, molecular function: oxidoreductase activity, acting on the CH-CH group of donors. Gene Ontology annotation, biological process: very long-chain fatty acid biosynthetic process. NCBI's taxonomy places the organism in Eukaryota, Metazoa, Chordata, Actinopteri, Centrarchiformes, Centrarchidae. The record is from RefSeq and is a predicted model, not a curated record. Bases 34 to 1092 code for a protein of 352 amino acids.
GAAUAAACAGAGUGCAGGAGGAGGACUGUGGACAUGGAUACCCUUGCACUAGAGGCCACUGGCAGUAAAAAGCCCGCUAAUGGGGCGGCGGCAACGGUUGCUGUCCCCCCAGUGCUGGCUCAAGCCCCGGUCAAACGCAAACCUGCUAAAAAAGCUAAAAAGGCUGUUGUUUUUUUUGAGGUGGAGAUACUGGAUGCCAGGACCAAGGACAAGCUCUGCUUCCUGGACAAGGUCGAGCCAAAUGCUACUAUCGGGGAGAUCAAGUCUAUGUUCCACAAGAGCCAUCCUCAGUGGUACCCAGCCAGACAGUCCAUUCGCCUCGAUCCCAAGGGGAAGUCUCUGAAGGAUGAGGAUGUGCUGCAGCAUCUCCCUGUGGGAACCACGGCAACGUUCUACUUCAGAGAUCUGGGAGCCCAGAUAAGCUGGGUCACGGUCUUCCUGACAGAGUAUACUGGUCCCCUGGUCAUCUAUCUGAUGUUCUACUUCAGGGUUCCCUUCAUCUACGCACCCAAAUAUGACUUUACCACUAGUAAACACUGGGUCGUACACCUCGCCUGUAUGUGUCACUCUUUCCACUACAUGAAGAGGCUGCUGGAGACGCUGUUUGUCCAUCGCUUCUCUCACGGAACAAUGCCUCUACGUAACAUCUUUAAGAACUGUACCUACUACUGGGGCUUUGCAGCAUGGAUGGCCUACUACAUCAACCACCCGCUGUACACACCACCCAUCUACGGGGAGCAACAAAUCAGACUGGCCCUCAUCAUAUUCUUGUUCUGUCAGAUUGGCAACUUCUCCAUCCACAUUGCUCUUCGGAACCUCCGUCCACCAGGCUCUAAGACCAGGAAGAUCCCCUAUCCAACCAAGAACCCCUUCACAUGGAUCUUCCUGCUGGUCUCCUGCCCAAACUACACCUAUGAGCUGGGCUCCUGGCUUGGCUUCACAGUGAUGACUCAGUGCCUGCCGGUGGCCUUCUUCACCUUAGUGGGUUUCAUCCAGAUGACCGUGUGGGCCAAGGGGAAGCACCGCAGCUACCUGAAGGAGUUCCGCGACUACCCUCCUCUCCGCUCACCCAUCCUGCCCUUUGUCCUGUAGAGGACUACUCGGCCGCUCCCUCACCCAUUCAGCUUUCCCCUUUUGUAGGAGUAAAGUACACCCCCGCCUCUCUGACCCCACCCUUAACUGAGAGGGUGCCCUCCCUUUUUUCCAUCCUCAAAAUUCUACACUGGAAUUUAGCAGACUGACUGAAGGACUCCCCCACCCCCCAUCAACCAAAUUGUCUUUCCCUUCCUGUCUUGUGAAAAUGUUAAACACUACACUUGCUCAAUUUUUUUUUUUACCCACACACAAACCCAUUCUAAUUGGUUAGCUGACCUGUGUGCGUUUCAGUUCCCAGAGCAGUGUUCACCUGCAAACUAGCCAGUGUAUGCUGAAUGACCUACUGUAUAUAAAUACUGUAAGAUGUCAUCUGUUGUUUUGAGGCCAAAUCUGCAUCUGGUGAUAUUCAGUAAAACUUAAAACUGUUAGGUUUUUAUACCCAUUGAUCGAAAUUUGAAAACAACAUAAAUUAAUUGUGUUGAUGUUUAAAGUAAUUUAUUAAAAAAAGGUUAACCCAAGUGUUGUUGCAGUGCUGGGUCAUGUAUCACAGACUUUACUACUGAUGUAUGGGAAUAUUGGAAUUUUGUACAUGGAUGUAUUUUGCAGAGUUUAGAGUGAAUGGGACUUGUUGUCAAUGUAGUGUCACCAAAACGCAGUCAAAUUUUACAGCCUGUGCAUGCGUCAUCUAAAUUUGGUGUUAACUGCACAAUAUGUUCAAAGUGUUUGGCAGUUUGUCAGACACCUGCAAGAAUUUGACAAUAAAAUACUAGAAAACAAAUGA